AUGCAGCCUUAUCGACCGGCUUAUCGAAACCCUUCGCCCGACCCCGACCAGGACCUCGCCAUGCUGCCGCCGCAAAACAACUACUACUCGCCCGUCAACCCCCAGCCUCACCCUCCGCAGCAUCGCCAGCAGCAGCAUCACCCGCACGACGAGCCCUACUACUCCGAAGACUAUAUCCCGCAGCAUCCGGGCCGGUCAGACGUCACCGCCGGCGCAGACAACUACGGCCAUGGAGCGGCCGGCGGAGGCAUGACCGGCCUGGCCUCGGGGGUCGCUGCAUACCCGGGCCACUCCCGCCGGCACCUGCAUGACUCGCGUGCCUACGAGGAGAUGGGAUACCAGGAGACCAUGGGCGGCAGCUAUGAUCCCGCGGGCUAUGCCCAUAGCCGUGGCUACCAGGAUCACCACACCAACUACACCAACAACAACAACAACAACAACAACAACAACUAUAGCAGCAACCAUAGCAACAACUAUAGUAACAACAACUAUAGUAACGACAGGUACAAUGCGUACCAGGAUAACGCCGCAAGAUACCACUAUGAAGACCCGUACAGGAGAGACGAGUCUGGCCUCGGCGCAGUCCAUCCAGAGUCCAUCAACCCGCACGACAUCGUCGACGACGGAGACGAUGGCUUCAUCCCCGAGCCCAAGAGACGCUCCCUCCUCAGUAUGGGCCACAACUCAAGCCACAACAACCUCUAUCCCGGCGUCGGGGCGGGAGCCGCUGCAUCCGGCUCAUUGCCUGGCUCGGGUGCCCGCAGUCCCGCCGGUGCAAGCGGCAGUGGCAGCGGAAACGGCAACGGUAACGGAGCGGGUGUCGGCCCAGACACUCCCCUCUACAACCUCGCAACGGGGGAGAAAAAGGUCUUCGUUGACGAAGAACGAUCCCGCAAGAAACGCCUCUGGAUCAUCGGCAUCAUCGUCGCCCUCGUCCUCGCCGGUGCCAUAGCCGGCGGUGUCACCGCAGGCAUCCUCGCCAACCAAAAGGCUAGCUCCGACCCCAACAGGCCCGGCGGCAGCGGCUCCGGCACAGACGACGACAAGGGAGAUCUCGGCAAGGACUCAAAGGAGAUCAAGGCCCUGCAGAGCAAGGACCUGCACAAGGUCUUCCCGGGCAUGGACUACACCCCCUGGGGCACCCAGUACCCGCUCUGCCUCAAGUACCCGCCCAGCCAGAACAACGUCACCCGCGACAUCGCCGUGCUCUCGCAGCUCACCAACACCGUCCGUCUGUACGGCACAGACUGCAACCAGACCGAGAUGGUCCUGCAUGCCUUUGAGCGCCUCGAGCUCAAGCAGAUGAAGCUCUGGCUCGGCGUGUGGAUAGACACCAACACCACCACCAACGACCGCCAGAUCAAACAGCUCUACAAGAUCCUCGAAAACACCCGCGACAAGUCCGUCUUCAAGGGCGUCAUCGUCGGCAACGAGGUGCUGUAUCGUGGCAAAAACGAUCCCUCCACGCUCACGCAGCUGAUGAAGUACAUCACCGGCGUCAAGGACGAGCUGGCAUCGCUUAAACUCGACCUCCCCAUCGCCACGUCUGACCUGGGCGAUGCCUGGACUCAGCCGCUCACAAAGAUAGUCGACGUAGUCAUGUCCAACGUCCAUCCGUUCUUUGCCGGUGUCACGGCCGACAAGGGCACGGGCUGGGCAUGGUCGUUCUGGGCAGAACACGACGUCUCGUUGACAAAGGGCACGAACAAGAAACAGAUCAUCUCGGAGAUCGGAUGGCCUAGCGGUGGAGGGAAUAACUGCGGUGAUUCCAAGUGUCCUGAUUCCAAGUCGGGGUCUGUAGCGAGCGUCAAGGACAUGAAUAUCUUCAUGGAGAACUGGGUGUGUCAGGCCCUCAGUAACGGGACUGAUUAUUUCUGGUUUGAGGCAUUUGAUGAGCCGUGGAAAGUCACGUUCAAUGAGCCGGGUAAGGAAUGGGAAGAUAAAUGGGGUCUUAUGGAUCCUGCCCGCGUUCUCAAGCCUGGCAUCAAGAUUCCCGACUGCGGCGGCAAGACAGUCGAUUAA
Molecule: messenger RNA, 2022 nt
Organism: Trichophyton benhamiae CBS 112371
Lineage: Eukaryota; Fungi; Ascomycota; Eurotiomycetes; Onygenales; Arthrodermataceae
Product: cell wall glucanase, putative
Exons: 2
Coding region: 1-2022 (673 amino acids)
Biological process (GO): cell wall organization
Cellular component (GO): extracellular region; fungal-type cell wall; cell surface
Molecular function (GO): 1,3-beta-glucanosyltransferase activity; glucan endo-1,3-beta-D-glucosidase activity
Source: RefSeq, a predicted model, not a curated record